This is a messenger RNA of Carya illinoinensis, 1218 nucleotides long. Its product is annotated as N-acylneuraminate-9-phosphatase-like. The coding region runs from base 164 to 1021 and encodes 285 amino acids. The record is from RefSeq and is a predicted model, not a curated record. Lineage: Eukaryota; Viridiplantae; Streptophyta; Magnoliopsida; Fagales; Juglandaceae. The transcript has 6 exons.
CCCACUUCCAGGUCUAUAUAAUUUUCACGGCAGCCAUUGUUCUCGUACCUCGUACUGAGCGUCCGACGACAGAUGAGAUAAUUCUCACAGCUAAUAUUAGUGGAAAAGGGUCAGGAGAUAACUACAAAAAUUAGAGAGAGAACCCUCCAAUGUGAAUCCGAAAAUGGCUUUAAUAGCGACGAGAACGAAGCUCUCUCGACUUCUCUCUUCUGGUUGUAUCUCCAAUGGUGGGAUACGGGUUGGUCCGUUUGGGAAAUUCGGGGCAAUGUGUUGGUCCACUGCUGUUGCUGCGGUUGAGCCGGGGCCUGUGGGGUUGGGGAUGUUGGGACUGAAGGACUAUGAGGAUUAUAGGAGGUCUUUGUAUGGUGAGAUCACUCAUAAGGCCUUGUUGGUUGACGCUGCUGGCACACUUCUUGUUCCUUCUCAGCCUAUGGCUCAGAUUUAUAGGUCUAUUGGCGAGAAAUAUGGGGUGAAGUACUCGGAGAACGAGAUAUUGAGCAGAUACAGAAGGGCUUAUGACCAGCCUUGGGGUAGAUCUCGUCUCAGAUAUGUUAAUGAUGGGAGGCCCUUCUGGCAAUAUAUAGUCAGUUAUUCCACUGGCUGUUCAGAUGCUCAGUACUUUGAAGAACUUUAUAAUUACUAUACCACUGACAAGGCUUGGCACCUUUGUGAUCCUGAUGCUGAGAAAGUAUUUCAAGCUCUUAGAAAAGCGGGUGUGAAGCUGGGUGUUGUGUCAAAUUUUGACACUCGAUUGAGACCUCUGAUGCAGGCUCUAAAUUGUGAUAAUUGGUUUGAUGCUCUGGCAGUGUCUGCUGAAGUUGAAGCAGAGAAGCCAAAUCCAACUAUAUUUCUAAAAGCUUGCGAUUUGUUAGGAGUAGAGCCUCAGGAUGCUGUUCAUGUAGGGGAUGACCGUAGGAAUGAUAUAUGGGGUGCCAGAGAUGCAGGUUGUGAUGCUUGGCUAUGGGGAAGUGAUGUUCACUCUUUUAAGGAGGUUGCUCAGAGGAUAGGGGUCUGGGUUUAAAAGAAGUUUGUUCGUUCGAAACAUCUUGAAGGAUGCUCUGUAUGGACAGGUUUCUUUAGCUUUUGGUAAGAGUUGUACAUUCUGCUGUAUUGUAUUAAUAGGAUAGGAUGCUAUGACAGAAUUGAUAAAUAAGAAUAAGACAAUUUUGUACUUUCUAUGCUAAAUUUCCCAAGUUUUUCUUGGGCUUUUUUCUUGCA